Bacidia gigantensis is the source of this 1314-nucleotide messenger RNA. RefSeq lists its product as uncharacterized. Gene Ontology annotation, cellular component: mitochondrion. The transcript has 2 exons. Lineage: Eukaryota; Fungi; Ascomycota; Lecanoromycetes; Lecanorales; Ramalinaceae. The record is from RefSeq and is a predicted model, not a curated record. The coding region runs from base 1 to 1314 and encodes 437 amino acids. Gene Ontology annotation, molecular function: flavin adenine dinucleotide binding; acyl-CoA dehydrogenase activity.
AUGAACUCAUUGUCGCGGUCACGGCAUACCAAUAAUGAUCAUUGCCCCGCCCAAUGGUCUCAUCGAAGACCAAAUGCUCGCCCGCUAUCUACAACACAGUAUCUCUCCGCCUCUCCAGAAACUCCAGCCAAUCCCACGGACCUCAGCACGAUCCCCCCGACUCCCAUAACGCACCUCUCGGAGACAGAAGUGCUGAUGGCAGAUUCAAUCCGGAAGUUUGCCGUCGAAACAGUCCUUCCAAAAGUCCGCGCAAUGGACGAAGCCGAAAGCAUGGACAAAGACUUGGUAGAGCAGCUCUUCGAACAAGGAUUGAUGGGCAUAGAGAUCCCCGAGGAUUAUGGAGGGGCAGGCAUGAAUUUUACAGCCGGGAUCGUGGGCAUUGAAGAGCUAGCUCGAGUCGAUCCUUCUGUCUCUGUGCUAGUAGACGUGCACAACACCCUCGUAAACACCACAAUACUGAAGUACGGAACGGAAACCUCAAAGAAGAAGUGGUUACCUCGCUUGGCGACGGCGACUGUAGGCAGCUUUUGCCUCAGCGAGCCUGCUAGUGGUAGCGAUGCCUUUGCGCUGAAGACGAGAGCGGAGAGGACAGGGGAUGGGUUCAAGAUCAAUGGGAGCAAGAUGUGGAUUACGAAUUCUAUGGAAGCGGACCUAUUCAUCGUGUUCGCGAAUCUUGAGCCUGAGAAAGGAUACAAAGGCAUCUCGGCUUUCGUGGUGGAGAAGGGCACGAAAGGUUUCAGCAUUGCGAAGAAAGAGAAGAAGCUCGGGAUUAGGGCCAGCAGUACGUGCGUGGUCACUUUUGACGACGUGGAGAUACCGAAGGAUCAACUUCUUGGAGAGGAAGGGCAGGGAUACAAGUAUGCCAUUGGCAUACUGAACGAGGGUAGAAUAGGCAUCGCAGCGCAGAUGACUGGGCUGGCGCUGGGUGCCUGGGAGAACGCUGCCGACUAUGUCUGGAAUGAUCGCAAGCAAUUCAAUCAGCUCGUGGGCUCAUUCCAAGGCAUGCAACAUCAACUGGCACAAGCCCACGUCGAGAUCUGUGCCGCUCGUGCUCUAGUAUACAAUGCUGCGCGUAAGAAGGAGGCAGGUCUUGACUUUGUGCGAGAUGCUGCUAUGGCGAAGCUAUACGCAUCGCAGAUAGCAGGAAAGGUAAGCGGCCAAGCGGUGGAAUGGAUGGGUGGUAUGGGGUUCGUACGAGAGGGUCUCGCAGAGAAAUUCUUCAGGGACAGCAAGAUCGGAGCAAUCUAUGAAGGGACAAGUAAUAUACAGCUGAAUACUAUCGCUAAGCUAUUACAGAAAGAGUACACGAAAUGA